UGACAGAGGCUGCGCACCGUCACCUUUCUGAAGAGUUUACAAAGAGGAGGGAAAAUUUAGUUGUUAGAAUGGGAGGUUCGGACAGUAAACUAAAUUUCAGGAAAGCCGUCGUUCAGCUGACAACAAAAAAGACGGCUGUCGAAGCGACAGAUGACACCUUUUGGGAUCAGUUUUGGUCUGAGUCGUCGGCGACUAUCAGUGACGUUUUUACUUUGAUUCCUGCCUCGGAAAUCAGAGCUUUACGAGACGAGAAUCCCUCAAAUUUGGCGACGCUUUGCUACAAGUGUGUCGAGAAGCUUCAUAAUGCCACUUUGACUGGUUGUUCCAACCCUUCUGAACAACUUUCUGUCCUGAACUGUGUGCGUCUGUUGACACGGUUUGUGCCGUACAUUUUUGAAGAUCCAGAUUGGAGAGGGUUCUUCUGGUCCACUGUUCCAGGACAGGAAGAGGAGAGUUUUCAUGGGGGCGAAGAGGUACAAUUACUUUUGGAAGCUGGUGUUGGAUUUGCAUCUUCCCCUCCCAGCAAUCCACAGUUUGAUUGCAGCAGAUCUGAACUUCUAAAAUUACUGCUGACUUGUUUUUCUGAAGCAAUGUACCUUCCUCCCACAGCUGAAAAUCACUGUAGACCAAAUAAAUGGCUGUCGUUUUUCUCAUCAGCUGGGAAUAGACAUGCUCUUCCAAUAUUCACCUCUCUGUUAAAUCUUGUGUGCUCGUACGACCCCCUUGGAUAUGGAGUGCCAUAUAACCACCUUAUGUUUGCUGAUUACCGUGAACCUCUGGUGGAGGUUGCUGCUCAAUUGCUUGUUGUCCUUUUGGAUCAUGAUUCAAUGCAGCCCACCCCAACUACAAUGAAUGGAACUGAUACAGAACACUCUUUUGAGGAACCUCCAGUUGAUAACCUUUUCUGUAAUUAUUUGUCACGAAUACAUAGAGAAGAGGACUUUUACUUUAUUCUCCAUGGUGUUGCAAAUCUACUCAAUAACCCUCUUAUUCAAACAUAUCUUCCAAAUUCUUGCAAGAAAGUUAGUUUCCAUCAAGAACUUCUAGUUCUAUUUUGGAAGAUGUGUGACCAAAACAAGAAAUUUCUGUUCUACGUGCUGAAGAGCAGUGAUGUGCUGGAUAUCUUGGUCCCAAUUCUUUAUCACUUGAAUGAUGCAAGGUCUGAUCAAUCUCGACUAGGUUUGAUGCAUAUAGGAGUGUUCAUAUUACUGCUUUUAAGUGGAGAAAGAAAUUUUGGGGUCCGUCUCAAUAAGCCAUACUCUGUUAGAGUGCCAAUGGACAUUCCUGUGUUUACAGGGACCCAUGCUGAUUUUCUUGUUAUUGUGUUCCAUAAGAUCAUUACAAAUGGACAUCAAAGACUUCAACCACUGUUUGACUGUCUUUUGACAAUUAUUGUCAAUGUUUCUCCCUAUUUGAAAUCCUUAUCAAUGGUGGCAGCCAAUAAAUUGCUUCAUCUUUUGGAGGCAUUUUCCACUCCCUGGUUCCUGUUUUCCAAUGCCACCAAUCACCAUUUAGUGUUUUUCUUGCUGGAGAUCUUUAAUAACAUCAUUCAGUAUCAAUUUGAUGGAAACUCUCAUCUCGUGUAUGCAAUUAUAAGAAAGAGAAAUAUCUUCCACCAGUUGGCAAAUCUUCCAACCGAUCCUGCUACUGUUCAGAAGCCAAGAAGGAGACUUACAUCCCAAGGUUCAGACAAGGAUGCCCAGACCUCAGGCAGUGAGGGAGAAGAAAAGAAGGCUGGAACGAGUGCUUCAGCGGCCGAGGGUUUACCGGAGAUGUCCGCAGACAUGUCUGUGAAAGAAGUUCGCAAUCCUGCCAGUGAAUCAGAAACUAGCGAUGUAGAAGCACGGUCCCCUGGGGAAGCAACCCCACCCAGUACCCCUGGAACAUCCCGCACAGAGAGAAAAUCUAUUGGACGAUCUGUUUCUGUCACAAGCUCAGGGCCAUUUGUAGCAACGCCUGAAUGGGUCCAGUCUUGGAAACAGAAGCUUCCACUGCAGACGAUAAUGAGAAUGCUUCAAGUUUUAGUUCCUCAAGUGGAAAAGAUUUGCAUAGACAAGGGUUUGACGGAUGAGUCUGAAAUAAUCAAGUUUCUUCAGCAUGGCACAUUGGUCGGUCUUCUACCCGUGCCACACCCAAUCUUAAUCAGAAAAUACCAGGCCAACAGUGGUACUCAGAUGUGGUUCCGAACUUAUAUGUGGGGAAUUAUUUACCUCAGGAACAUUGAUCCCCCAAUCUGGUAUGAUACGGAUGUCAAACUGUUUGAAAUCCAAAGAGUAUAAAAUUUUGGUCCAUCUGAGAGGAGUGCGGGGAAUGAAGAGUAAGAAUUCUCACCGUCGACGUAAAGCAAAAAGGAUCAGUUACAUUUAUGAUAAAUUGUUAUCUUUCAUCGAUAAAAGGGAGAAAUAUUUUAAGUCGGCGGCAGUCAAACAUAAGUUAAUUCUAGUUAUAAUAAUGGACAAUUUUGUUCGCGGUUGAAUUCCCAUUAGAGGCAAAUUUGGACUUACUGAGUCCAUAAUGAUAAUUGAGUACUUAAAAUUUACUUUCUGAUAACGAGUCAGUAAUAUUUAUGAGGUCAUCUACCGUCUACCAAGGUUCUCUUGACCAAAGCAAGAGCUUAAUUUACAGAUAUGCAGGUAUAAAUAUUCUUAGUCAGGUUUAAGAUGCUACUUUGGGUAAGGGAGAAUACCUUAUCAGGGCGAAGCUGUUGGUCGUCGAAGUAGGUCUCUCGGAUUUGUGUGCAGUUUCGCUCUAGUACCGGUCCCAGUUGUUCAAAGGGCUGAUACUAAAAUAAUGACCGCUAUCCAACAGAUGAAUCGCAGUCAGCGAGGGUCCAGUCGUAUA
Messenger RNA from Pocillopora damicornis (cauliflower coral), 2841 nucleotides. RefSeq names its product protein HID1. NCBI's taxonomy places the organism in Eukaryota, Metazoa, Cnidaria, Anthozoa, Scleractinia, Pocilloporidae. The record is from RefSeq and is a predicted model, not a curated record. Gene Ontology annotation, cellular component: membrane; Golgi trans cisterna; Golgi medial cisterna.